GGGCUGAAGAGUUGUCCAUGAGGGCGCUAUGCCUCUGUAACUCAAUUACCGCGCAUUGUGUUCGUGCCUGUGAGUACCACGCGACGCACACGAUUUACCGUGUGCACAACAACGAUGACGGCGACGGCGACGACGACGCGAAGGUGCAGCAACUUGCCCACGGUCCGGAUCAAGGCCAUAACUCCUGCGUAUGCGUUACAGGCUUUCAAAGCAAUUUGUCUUCAAUUAUCGAGAGACACGCUCUCGGGAUGGAAACGGACGAAAAAAUGUCGAGAAGUGCUCGGGAUCUCUCAACCCCGUCAAUUCCCAGAGGUUACACACAGACUUCUGAGAUUUCUUCCCUUCCACCCCGCAGUUUUGUCUUCCCUUCAUCACGCCUCGGAAUUCUGCCAUUGCAUUCGCAACCUCAUUGCUUGAAGGACCACCUUUCGCAGUAUCAAAAUGGCGUCGCUACGGACAAGAAUGAACGGAGAAAAAUGUGAUUGAAUAAUUUUUAUCUUUAUACAAGACUAAAAAAUAUUCUGGUUUCUUUGCUGAAUACAUGACAAA
Molecule: messenger RNA, 549 nt
Organism: Acromyrmex echinatior (Panamanian leafcutter ant)
Lineage: Eukaryota; Metazoa; Arthropoda; Insecta; Hymenoptera; Formicidae
Source: RefSeq, a predicted model, not a curated record